Molecule: messenger RNA, 2897 nt
Organism: Strongylocentrotus purpuratus (purple sea urchin)
Lineage: Eukaryota; Metazoa; Echinodermata; Echinoidea; Camarodonta; Strongylocentrotidae
Gene: cdc23
Product: cell division cycle protein 23 homolog
Exons: 14
Coding region: 33-1838 (601 amino acids)
Biological process (GO): cell division
Cellular component (GO): anaphase-promoting complex
Molecular function (GO): protein binding
Source: RefSeq, a predicted model, not a curated record
AGCUAUCGGCAUUGUGCUGUUAUCGUUCAACAAUGGCGGCGAUUUCAACUGAGUCCGAACUCAAUGAGACAACUUGCAGGAAAGAUUUCAACUUGCCUUGGAUCAAACGUGAUCUAGUGUGUGCCACAAAACAGUGCCAGGAAAUGGGGCUUUUACAAAGUGCAAAGUGGUGUGCUGAACUAUCAUACUCUCUUCAGAAUGUGAAGCCAGCUCCAUCAAUAGAUAUUGAGGAAGAUCCACAGGACUUCUUGGAAGAAUUUGACAAGUACACCCUCGCUAAGACAUUCUUCGACCUGAGGGAAUACGAGAGAGCAGCUUUCUUUGUAGACGACUGUCAAAGCAACAAAGCUUUCUUCCUUCACAUGUACGCUGACUACCUGGCUGGGGAGAAAAAGAAGUACGAUGACCUAACUGAUCUCAUAGGACCCAUCCAGUUCAAAACCAUUCAGAACGGUUCACUCAAGGUGCUACGAGUUGAACUGGAGAAGAGGUACAAUGAAGGCCGCUGUGAUGGAUAUGCACUCUAUUUGUAUGGGGUGGUUCUGAAGAAACUAGAGCUGCAAAAGGAAGCUGAGAAGGUACUGGUGGAAGCCCUUCAUAAAGCCCCUCUUCACUGGGGAGCCUGGAUAGAGCUAGCGGCCCUCGUCACAGACUGGGAUAAGUUGACUAGUCUAAAUCUGCCAGACCACUGGAUGAAAGAGUUCUUCCUAGCACACACCUGUGUAGAGCUGCAGCUGAACGAAGAAGCACUCAAGAGGUAUACGACUCUCAGCGAGGCAGGCUUCCACAAGAGUACCUAUAUCAUAUCACAGAUUGCAAAUACACAUCACAUUAUUAGAGCCCUGGAUGUUGCAGUGGAGCUGUUCAGCCAACUACAGAAGGUUGAUCCAUAUAGGUUAGAAAACAUGGACACUUACUCCAACCUACUGUAUGUCAAGGAGAUGAAAGCUGAACUAAGUCAUUUAGCCCAUCAGGUGUGUGAGGUGGAUAAAUACAGGGUCGAGACAUGCUGUGUGAUCGGCAACUACUACUCCCUACGUGGGCAGCAUGAGAAAGCUGUGCUCUACUUCCAGCGAUGCCUGAAGCUGAACCCUCACUAUCUCUCUGCCUGGACUCUCAUGGGUCAUGAAUACAUGCAGAUGAAGAACACUCCAGCCGCUACAGAGGCAUACAGGCAAGCCAUAGAGGUGAAUAAGCGUGAUUUCAGAGCAUGGUACGGUUUGGGACAGACGUAUGAUAUUCUUCGUAUGCCCUUCUACUCCCUCUAUUACUACAGACAGGCUCAGCAAGUCAGACCAAAUGAUUCAAGAAUGCUGGUAGCCCUUGGUGAAAGCUAUGAGCGUUUGGAUAAGAUCGCCGAAUCAAAGAAGUGCUACUGGAGAGCCUACUCUGUGGGAGACGUCGAAGGCGUAGCCCUAGUCAAACUAGCAAGAUUACAUGAGAAAUUCAAUGAAGAGGAGAAAGCAGCCUCCUUCUACUCUAAGUAUGUGGAACAGAUGGAGACGAUGGGGACGGCAGACACAGAGGAGCAUUGUCAGGCCUACCGGUACCUAGCCAGGUACCAUCUCAAGCAGAAUAACUUUGAUGAGGCCACCAUCUAUGCACACAAAUGCUGUGAUCAUAGCGAGACGAGAGAAGAAGGCAAGGCCAUCCUGAAGGAGAUCUCGACCAGACGACCCAGCGGGGAGACACCCCAUGCUUCCACCCACCCCUCCUCCACUCUGGAGGCAGACGGGGGCUCCAUCACGCAGGGGCAAACCCAGGUCAGCCGGACGGGGGAUGCAGCGGGCGAUGUCCUCAACAGGGUGACCCCAAUGAACCUCACAUUCACCCCUUGACCCCACAGGAUAGACUGAAAAACCUUGUAUCCAUGGAUACGGACUAAGUUCAAACCCAGACCAAAUGGGUAGCUAUUUCGCUGAUUUGUGAAGCAUCAAGUAUCAAACUCUUAAUUUUGUAACUUUAUGAAUUAACAAAAAUCAUUUCAUCAUGAAAUAAGUCUCUCAUUUUUAUAUCCAGAUUGGACUAAUUUUAUGUACGGUAUUUGUUUUGUUACAGAAUUUUGGGUAAUAUAUUUGGUAUAAAGAGAUCCACACUUAGCACUCCAUACAUGAGUGGACUAGACCAUGUUUAAUCUACUUUGCCUGUACAUACAUGAAUAUGAGCCUGAUAUUAUAUGAACAGCUGCAAUUCCAAUUGUCCGUUUCUAGACAAUUCAAACAAAUACUACAUUUCUACUCACUUUAGUGAGAUAAUUAGAGCUGUACGGCCUCUGAUUUAUGUAGCUGAUAUGCAGAACACAUUGCAUUAUUAAACUGCAUUUCUACGACACAUCCUUCUGUGACAAUUGUUGUGGGGUCAAUUUCCUAGAGUAACCAAAGUCAUAUCUUUACCUGGGACCAAAUAAUAUUCCUAACCCCAACCUAAAACCAAUUUGCAAUCUUAACCAUAUUCCUUCAUCUUUGAUAAAAUCAAGGCCUGAGCAAAUGUCACCAGGAUUAAUGAUGGGUCAGCCAAAUAGUAUCACAAGUGUUUUUGAAAGCUAUUUUCAUAUAUCUAUAUCCCUGAAAGUGUUUAAACGUGAUAAAGUCAUCUCAAAUAUGUUCAGAAUAAAGUGGUUGAAACCAAGUGCUUUGCAUCUCAGUGGUUUCUCAAAGUCAAGAAUGUGGGUCGUAAGGGCUGGUAAUUUUGGUCACAAAGGUCAUGCAGUCAUUUUGUGCUACAGACAUGUUCAUUAGAGCAUUCAAACUCUCACAACAGUUUUGCUCCUGCCGAGUUUAAUAACAGGCAUUUGUGAACAACAAUGGAGAAGAAAAAAGACAAACAUGUAUCUGCUUUAAAGAUAAAGUUGAGUUCUAGUUAUGCGAUUGCAUCGUGAAAGAAACGAUGCGGAAUCG